GAAUGCCAGACAAAAACGUCAGUGUGUGCCGAGCAGCCAUGAGGCGGUUGCGUGUCCCCGUGCAUGUGAAACCAGCAUAACUAUAUUUAACCAGUGCGAAACAAAGAAAAAACAAUCUGUGAGCAAUAAGAAAUAAGAUAGUACACGAUGAUCAUAAGAACUGGAUUUGUAGUUCUGUGUUUAAGCAUCACCAUAGCAGCGGAUACUCCAGACCCAACGGCUUUGAUUCUCACCCCGCUUAUAAAUCAAAACAAGCUUCAAGAAGCGAGAAACGCCUCUCUAGUCAACAGCACUCUCUUCCUCAACACCACGAGCCAUGCCGGGUUCCUCACGGUUAACCCAGCUUCUAACUCCAACAUGUUCUUCUGGUACUUCCCUGUGGAUGGGAAACCGGUGAAUGAGACGCCUUGGAUCGUUUGGCUGCAAGGAGGACCGGGUGCGAGCAGCUUGGCUGGGCUGUUUGAUGAAAUAGGCCCGUUUGAGUAUGAUGGUGUGCAGUUGAAACGACGCCAGUGGUCAUGGGCCAACAACUACUCGCUACUGUUCGUGGACAACCCAGUUGGUGCUGGGUUCAGCUUCACCAACAAGCAGGACGGAUUCGUCAAGGAUAUGGAAACGUGCUCCAAGAAUCUCUACAAAGCACUUCAGCAGUUCCUGACGAUAUUUCCUGAGCUGCGAACGGCGCCACUGUACAUAGCUGGGGAGUCUUAUGCUGGUCGUUAUGUACCGGCAUUCGGGUACAAAAUCUUGGAGGAGCAGCCUUCGGGCAACGCAUCUAUCAAUUUAAAGGGUCUCACGAUGGGCAACCCAAUCAUCGAUCGAAUAGACGCUGCUAACUUGUCGUCGGUGUACUACCACUGGGGUCUACUAGAUACACAGGGCUUGCUAGCCGUCAAACCACUGCAGGAUAAAUACAGUCAGGCAGUUGAACAGAACAACUUGCAGGAAGCUUGGAACCUCCGUGAUCAACUCAACCAAUUAUUGCUAGAUAUCUCCCAACAACCCAACCACUUCAACCUGCUGAACGAGUCAGGCAACCGGGCUUUUACCACCUUCAUUGAUCAGCCCCACAUAAGAGAGGCUCUUCACGUCGGUAGCAUACAGUUCACAUUCAACAAUGAUUCGGUCGACGAAGCCCUGAUGAAGGAUUUCCUUGGGCCUGUUAGACCGAAGCUGGAAAAACUGCUAGAACAUUACAAGAUCAUGGUAUACUGCGGUCAACUAGACUUGACUGCGCCAUGUGAGCUGGCCGCAGAUUCUCGGCGCAAGCACUGGCACUGGAGUCAUCGAGAUGAUUUCCUCAAGGCGCCAAGACGGCCUUGGAUGGUUAAUGGAAAUUUGGCUGGCUACGUCAAGCAAGGUGGUGGUCUAACAGAAGUACUGGUGCGCGCGUCAGGUCACCUAGUUCCAAAAGACGUGCUCGCCCAAGCUUACCAGCUUAUCAGCUCUUUCAUCAGCCAGGACUUCACAACAUAUCGGUACUCCGAGGACGAAUACACUCCUAUGAUUGAUGAAAGAGAACCGUCAGGUUUGAAAAUGGAAGGAGCGGAUGGAUUAUUGGUGACUAGCAUUGUACUUAAUGUGAUUUUAUUGUUGACUUUGUUAGUUCUUUUGGCGCAUUACGUUAAGUCAAAGAUGCAGAAAGACAGUGGUGAGCAUAAUAUUUAUUAUAGUCCACUUCUGACAUCUGAUGCGUAAUUUUUCCAAUUCGUUACUGCUUUUCAAAGCUUACGUAUCUUCUUUUUGAACGUCUGCUUUUUUGGACCAAUAUGUAAACAUGACUUCCAUGUUCCACUGACUUAGGGAGCGCACCCACGGGCGACAAAGUUGCUUGGUGACUUACGUAUUUGUAUGAAAAGUUGCGUCGCUUCGUGAGCGCACUUUCAUACUAGCCCAUGGUCGCGACGGUGUUUUCAGUCAAAGGAAAUAGUAAA
Molecule: messenger RNA, 1934 nt
Organism: Leguminivora glycinivorella
Lineage: Eukaryota; Metazoa; Arthropoda; Insecta; Lepidoptera; Tortricidae
Product: venom serine carboxypeptidase-like
Exons: 8
Coding region: 148-1698 (516 amino acids)
Biological process (GO): proteolysis
Molecular function (GO): serine-type carboxypeptidase activity
Source: RefSeq, a predicted model, not a curated record